UUGCUAAUAUUCCGGAUUUGAACGGGUUAUUGGCUGCAUGUAAACGCAGUCAAUGUGGCGUGGCAUGGAGUCGAUCAGUCUGUGGCACUGCUCAGGUGUUAUGAGAGCCCAGGUUGCUCUGAUAGUGGCCUUAAGCUCUUCUGCAUUGUUGUUGGGUCUGGCAUAUCACAUCUUCCUCUUUACAGUACCCCAUAGUGUCACGACCUGGUCUCUCCAUUUCUUGUCUUAUCUAAGUUUGAGGGAUUAGGUUGUGACAGUACGUGUCUGCCCUGAGAGAGUUGUGUGACAUGCCCUUCCGCGGUCCACGUUUCUCUCAGGGUUCGUGAAUUGUUUCCCGCUCCCUUAUGUUUGAUUAGCUUCAGAUGUUGGUUGUUUAGAAUUCCCUAUUUAACAUCCUUCUGUCCUGUCCUCCGUGCGUUGGUAUUAUUCUCUGUUCCUUUCCAAAGUUCCUAGUGUUUAUUCCUGUUCCGAGUCUUAUGUAAGUUUAUGUAGUUUAGUGUUUCCAGUGUUUAUGUUAAUCAGUUUAGUUCUUGUGUCUAUCAUUGUAAUGUUUUACCCCCUCGUGGGGUUUUGGUUUCGUAUAUUAAAGUAUUCUUUAUUUAAGUCUGCGUUUGGGUUUUCCUCGUCUUCCCCGUGUUCCAGUUGUGACAGAAUACCAACGCCAAAACUAACCCAGCGGACUAUGGAUCUGAACCCCAAUAUCGACUACGUGGCUUUCCGUGGGACAAGACUGGUUCGACGCGGGGGAAGCAACGCGUGGAGAGGUGCCACGGCCAGAGGGGCAUUUCAGGGAGGAAGGACCUCUUUUCCAGCCCCUCUGGCAACCAUCCCGGAGCGUCGGCGAGUGGGAGUGUUUUCUUCAGACAGGCCCUUCUCAUCUCUGCCACCGGUGUCCUGUCCACCCGACAGUCUCAGGGGGAAACGUGAGAGACAUGCCUCCUGGGACUCGGCGUCGGGUGGUUCAUCUACGGAGUUGGGUGGCCUGGUCAUGCUGUCUCCCACUCCUCCGGCGCUUUCCGCUCCUCAUCCUAGAUGGAAGACGAGGAGGAAGAACACCUCUCCCGAGCAACCAGUACCAUCUACUUCCCCCAAGUCUCCAGAGUCGCCGGCGCGUCCAGAGUCGCCGGCGCGUCCCGAGUCGCUGGCGCGUCCCGAGUCGCCGGCGCGCCCCGAGUCGAUGGACGUGGAGGAAUCCGCCCUUUUCGGCGGAUCGGGACCGUCUUGUCCGGUUCAGUCUACGUUUCCUGUGCCCCCUGUGCUCCCUGUUCCUCCUGUGACUCCUGAGCCCCCUGUACUUCCUGUGCCCCCGGUGUUCCCUCGUCAGUCCCCUUCCGUUGUUGUGAACUCUUGUUCUUCCCCCCGGACUUCUCCAUCUGUUACAUUCACCACCAAAAAGACUCAUAAAACUGUAAGGACACAAACUGACUCUCAUUACUCAAACUUUACCGUUGCUCCCCCUCCGCUUCCAUGCAUAUUGUUUUUGUUAACCCAUCCCAACCCUGUUAUUAUGUUAUCUGUUUUACCAUUGAUUUUGGUUUCUUUGUUUUCUUGGUUUUUGUCUCAUUUUAGGUCCUGUGUUUAGUGUCUCCUCCUGAGGGCGUCUAGUAUCCGCCCUUAGGGGGAGGGUACUGUCACGACCUGGUCUCUCCAUUUCUUGUCUUAUCCGAGUUUGAGGGAUUAGGUUGUGACAGUACGUGUCUGCCCUGAGAGAGUUGUGUGACAUGCCCUUCCGCGGUCCACGUUUCUCUCAGGGUUCGUGAAUUGUUUCCCGCUCCCUUAUGUUUGAUUAGCUUCAGGUGUUGGUUGUUUAGAAUUCCCUAUUUAACAUCCUUCUGUCCUGUCCUCCGUGCGUUGGUAUUAUUCUCUGUUCCUUUCCAAAGUUCCUAGUGUUUAUUCCUGUUCCGAGUCUUAUGUAAGUUUAUGUAGUUUAGUGUUUCCAGUGUUUAUGUUAAUCAGUUUAGUUCUUGUGUCUAUCAUUGUAAUGUUUUACCCCCUCGUGGGUGUUUUGGUUUCGUAUAUUAAAGUAUUCUUUAUUUAAGUCUGCGUUUGGGUUUUCCUCGUCUUCCCCGUGUUCCAGUUGUGACACAUAGAUUUUAUAUAGGGGUCAAGGUCAGGUGAGGUUGCUGGCCAAUUAAAAACAGGGAUACCAUGGUCCACUGGUAGCUUUGGCACUUAGUGCAGGUGCCAAGUCCUGUUGGAAAAUGAAAAUGACCAUAAAGUUGGUCAGCAGCAGGAAGCAUGAAGUGCUCUAAAACCUCCUGGUGUGAGGAAUUUGCAGGGGAGAACCCAAAUGCAACCGAUGUCAGAGGGGAACAAAAACACUUUAUUUACAAACACAAAACAAAAGCCCACGAGGGAGCAAACACAUGAACAGCACGAAAUGACCAAAGACUAAACACUGAACUUGACUAGGACAUGAAACUAGACUAACUGGAUCUUUUCUUUAACAAGAACAGUUGACACAAGAACGAUACAAAAUGACACAGCAAAUGACAAUGAACACGAAAGGAUAUAUAUAGAAAAGCUAAACAAGAUAAUGAGGCAAGACAGGUGAUGGGUAUAAACUAAUGAUAACUAAUAAGCAGGAGAACGAGGGGGCGGGGUCACAGGACAAGACACCGGAGGCACAUGCCAAACACAAAAACAAGGCAUGAACCUCCACACAAGGCCAGGGACUGCCAGAACUCUGCCACCAUGACAAAAUACAAAUAUAACAAGACUUCAAGGCAGAGUCCUGACACCUGGUAUAUGGCUGUGUUGACCUUGGACCUCAGAAAACACAGUGGACCAACACCAGCAGAUGACAUGGCACCCCAAACCAUCACUGACUGUGGAAACUUAACACUGGACCUCAAGCAACGUGGAUUGUGUGCCUCCUCUCUUCCUCCAGACUCUAGGCCCCUGGAAAGGAAAUGCAAAAUUCAGUCAUCAGAGAACAUAACUUUGGACCAAUCUGCAGCUGUCACGAUCCUCAUUCAUGUUCCAGCCACACAGUUUGGAUUAUCGUCUCCCGUGUUCGUGUAUUUGGAUUAGUGUUUCGUGUUGUCGUCUUCGUGUGAGUGUUCCGGUCCGUUCCUGGUUUCAUCCAUUGGCCAUCUUCACACUCACCACCGACUUCACCAACCAACACUUCUCACGCCACCGUAGACCUUCGAUCACCAUUGCCAACAUCCUGGACUCAGUCACUUUCUAUGUUGUUUCACUGUAUUACCAUCAUUCAUAAUAAAUCUGUGUUGAUCGCC
Molecule: messenger RNA, 3242 nt
Organism: Misgurnus anguillicaudatus (oriental weatherfish)
Lineage: Eukaryota; Metazoa; Chordata; Actinopteri; Cypriniformes; Cobitidae
Source: RefSeq, a predicted model, not a curated record